AUCACUACGAUCAUAAUUCACAAGAAUAUUAUCAUUUUUGGGAAUAAGGAGUUGACAAUUUGGAUUAAAUCGUAUACAUGGUGUUUCGCACAUCUGAUACCGAUUCAUCUAUUUUUCAUUUGUUUGGUGCAAUAUUCAUCAUUCACCUAAUAUAAGAAAAAGUACAACAGUCAAUAAAACGAAAAUGGACUUGAGUCCCGUCGCAAUAUAUUAUUUUCCUACUGCAAUUUUUUAUCCAUUAUUUUUUUUUAUCACCAGCCUUGUUGCAAUACACUUUUAUAUAGAAAACCUCCGGAUCGUACGAAUGGGUCGGAAGUUGCCAGGACCUCCGACUGUACCGUUCUUCGGCAAUGCUCUCAUACCUCUCGGUGUUCACCCUAAAGACGCACUUUACAAGUUGCUUCAAUACGAAUCAUACGGAAAUGUGGUCAGAGCUUUCCUUGGUACAAAACUCGUAGUUUUUAUAAUAGAUCCUCGUGACGUCGAAAUAAUCCUUGGGAGUACGACGCACAUAGACAAGUCAGCUGAAUAUAGUUUUUUUGCACCUUGGCUCGGCAACGGACUACUCAUAAGCACGGGUGAAAAGUGGAGAACACAUAGAAAAUUAAUCGCUCCAACUUUUCAUUUGAACGUUUUGAAAACUUUCGUACCACUUUUCUACGAGAAUAGCCGCGAUCUUGUGCUACGGUUGCGUCAAGAAGUAGGAAAGGAAUUUGAUUGCCAUGAUCAUCUCGCGGCUGUUACGGUCGAUAUUUUAUUAGAAACCGCGAUGGGAGUUCGAGGUCGUAAAGACAAAACGGGAUUCGAUUACGCAAUGGCUGUCAUGAAGAUGUGUGACAUCAUUCAUCGUCGGCAGUACGACAUUCGCAUACGUCCUGAUUCGCUUUUCACAAUGUCAAAAGACUUUAAAUUACAAGAAAAACUCCUGAGUAUCAUUCACGGACUUACGAGUUCUGUUAUUCGCUCGAGAAAGCGAGAGUACGAGGAGAAAGGUACAGACAAUUUUCCUGAGGAACAACGUGAAAUGGAAUUGAAAGGAAAUAGCAAUUCAGAGAAUAUCAAUGAAACAAAAGCGAAUAAUGAAAAAAUGCGAUAUGUCAGAGAUGAUUUGGACGAAAUUGAUGAGAACGACGUUGGCGAAAAGAGGCGGCUCGCUUUUCUCGAUAUGAUGCUCGAGUUAGCAAGGACCGGUGUGAACCUCACCGACGAAGAAAUCAAAGAGGAAGUGGACACUAUAAUGUUUGAGGGUCACGAUACAACAGCAGCUGGAUCAAGUUUCGUUCUUUGUUUGCUAGGAAUCCAUCAGAACAUCCAAGCUAAAGUAUAUGAAGAAUUAGAUGAAAUAUUCAAAGGAUCCAAUCGUCAGUGUACUUAUCAAGACACUCUGGAAAUGAAGUAUCUCGAAAGAGUUAUCAUGGAAACGCUAAGAAUUUUCCCACCAGUACCCGCAAUUGCCCGGCACUUAAACGAAGACGUGAAAUUGGCUUCCGGCAACUACGUUCUUCCAAAGGACACCACAGUAGUCAUACCACCCUUUAAAAUUCAUCGACUACCGGAAUAUUAUCCGAAUCCGGAAGUCUUCGAUCCAGACAAUUUCUUGCCUGAGAAAACUCAAAACAGGCAUUACUAUGCGUUUAUUCCAUUUAGCGCAGGACCACGAUCCUGUGUCGGACGAAAGUACGCCAUGCUCAAACUCAAAGUACUACUCUCAACGAUACUCCGAAACUACAGGAUUCUCUCUGAUCUCACUGAAAAGGACUUUCGUCUAAAAGUUGACAUAAUAUUGAAGAGAGACGAUGGUUUCAGAAUAAAGAUCGAGCCGAGGAACAGCAAGGAUGUCGUAACCGAAGUCCACUGACCCAAGUAGAGCAACGAGUCUUACCGUUUAUUCAUCACUAUCAACUCGAGUUUCAACGAAGUCAUCCGCAUUCCUUCGAUACUCACGAAAUUCCUCAUGAACGUCGCUAAUUUUGUUUAUUGACAAUUCGACGAUCAACCGAAGUCCAUGUUUUUACGAGCAUAAUGGGUAGCCACAUUUUCUUCAAUUUUUCAAUCUAUCCCUUUGUCGUAAUGUAUGUUUAAUAUCAACAUUUCAACGCGAAAAUGAAGGGUUUAAUUCUCUAAAACAACAAGGGAAAUAAUGACAAAACGUAUUAUAGAAAUAAAAUUUAUUAGUGUGUCGCGUGAGAUUCGGGAUUUUCUUUGUCAUCCGGGAUGUUUUUCAACAUUAUUUCUAUCUUUUCUUUUGAUUGUUUUCUUUCAUCCAGAAAAUCUAAGGCCCACGGAAUGAUGAACACGCAGUUCAAACCGAUCAAGACCAAUUGACAUGUAGGAAAGCUGUCAGUGACAUCUUUGAUGAUACCUGUUGAGAAGUCAUUGAAACGUUAUUAUUAAUCAACAACUUUGAAAUAAAUGAAGAUUUAAUAGAAUUUUUUCGAGUUUAAAAAUGUCUUAGGGAAACUAACACGAAUAUUAAAAAGGUAGUCGCUAUAAUAAUAUUUAAGAAAAAAAACUAUCAAAAAAUGUGUACUCACCAAUGACGGGGCCUAAGAAAAUGGUAAUCAUUCCACUGACGACGGAAAAAAUUCCAUA
Venturia canescens is the source of this 2592-nucleotide messenger RNA. RefSeq names its product cytochrome P450 4g15-like. The record is from RefSeq and is a predicted model, not a curated record. The transcript has 9 exons. Bases 185 to 1858 code for a protein of 557 amino acids. Gene Ontology annotation, molecular function: monooxygenase activity; heme binding; iron ion binding. NCBI's taxonomy places the organism in Eukaryota, Metazoa, Arthropoda, Insecta, Hymenoptera, Ichneumonidae.